Molecule: messenger RNA, 1326 nt
Organism: Heterobilharzia americana
Lineage: Eukaryota; Metazoa; Platyhelminthes; Trematoda; Strigeidida; Schistosomatidae
Source: the annotation of a GenBank genome assembly
AGUGGGUUUUGGUGGUAAGCGUUACAUCCGGUGACUAGCGCACGUUGGAAUUCAAAGGUGUAUGCAUUCAAAGGAGCCUGAAUAGUUCAUUUGAAGCUAGUUAAUUAUGUUUGCUUCCUUGAAAGGACUGUCAGCGAUAGUGACUGGAGGCUCCUCAGGACUUGGAUUGGCUACAACCAAAAAACUGAUUGCUGAAGGGUGCAAGGUGUUAGUGUGCGAUCUACAAAAGUCUGCCGCAUUGUCAGAAUUAGACAAUGACUGUGUUUUUUGUGAAACAGAUGUUAGCCUGGAAUCUGAUGCAAAGAAAGCUGUUGAUUUGGUUAAGCAGCAAUUUUCGAAUCUCCACAUCCUGGUCAAUUGUGCUGGAUAUGCAAUGGCAUCCAAAACUUAUAAUGUUCAACGCCAUAAACCCCACUCCCUAGACUUAUUUGAAAAAGUCAUAAAAACUAACCUUGUUGGUACUUUCAAUAUGAUUCGAAUCGCAACUGGUUUAAUGUUGGAAAAUCAACCAGAUGAUGAUAAUCAACGUGGUGUGAUAAUCAACACUGCUAGUAUAGCAGCAUAUGAAGGUCAGGCUGGACAGGCUGCUUAUGCUGCAAGCAAAGGUGGGAUCGUUGGACUUACUCUACCAAUUGCUCGUGAUCUUGCACGAGAGGGAAUUCGAUGUGUAUCAAUUGCACCAGGUCUGUUUCACACGAAGACAAUAAUGGGUGGACGUGGAUUCCAUGACUAUCGACUAGAAUAUCUGAAUGAUAUUCAGCUGGUAAUUCAGCGUAUGGGUAUACCGGAAGAAUUUGCUGACUCUGUAAUAAAUAUCAUUCAAAAUCCAAUGAUCAAUGGUAGUACAGUGAGGCUAGAUGGAGGCGGGCGUCUUAUAUUUCUAUGAUACACGGUACAAAACUCAGUUUUUUCCUUCUUCUUCUUCUUCUUCUUCUUCUAAUGCACACAUGUAAAAUAUCCAUCUUCACGUGUAGAAAAAAAAAAUUGACUUUGUACCGUCCGAACUCAUAUUACUCUUUUUUCUAAAUUGUGUUUCUCUAGGACUUUUUGACACUCCCCUACUCAGUGGUACUUCAAAUGUUGAAUUCUUGACAAAGCUUACAUUAUUGCCCGCACGUAUAGGCAAACCCGAGGAAUUUGCACAACUUGUUGAAGCCAUCAUUCGUAUACCAAUGUUGAAUGGUUCAGUAAUUCGACUGGAUGGUGCUGUACGUAUGCCACCGUAGUUUAUUAUUUAUCCUUAGCGAACUGGGACAUCAUGUUCUCUGGGUUGUUGCAUGUGUACGUAAAUCACUGUAAUGUAGUGCAUAAACUUAAAGUUGAUCU